Penicillium angulare is the source of this 447-nucleotide messenger RNA. RefSeq names its product ATP synthase subunit H. Lineage: Eukaryota; Fungi; Ascomycota; Eurotiomycetes; Eurotiales; Aspergillaceae. The record is from RefSeq and is a predicted model, not a curated record. Gene Ontology annotation, biological process: proton motive force-driven ATP synthesis. The transcript has 3 exons. The coding region runs from base 76 to 447 and encodes 123 amino acids.
GGAACGACGGCUCAGAUCUCCUCCCUGUCGAGCAUCCCCUCAUCUUACCUCUACCGACUCACCCCCGUCGUCAGAAUGAUGUCUCAGUCUCUCCGGGCUUCGCGCUCCCUCUUCACCCGUGCCUCUCGGCAACAGGUCCCGGUCGCUCGCCGCACCUUCCUGACCUCCGCUGUCCGUCGCGCCGACCCCGUCCAGGACCUUUACCUCCGUGAGCUCAAGGCCUACAAGCCCACCCCCAUCAAGGCUGGCGACGCCGACGCCCACGUCCAGAAGUUCGCUCUGCCUAGCGCUCCCGCUUCCCCCGAGGAGGCCAACCUUGCUGGCGAGCUGUCCUCUUACGAGAGCCAGGUCGUUGAGGUUGAGGGUCAGGCCGCCGCUGGUGAGGCCGCCCCCGUUGAGGAGAGCUGGUUCGAAGAGGAUGAGGAAGAGACCCCUGCUGCUCACUAA